This is a messenger RNA of Rhizopus microsporus ATCC 52813, 1581 nucleotides long. Its product is annotated as MFS general substrate transporter. NCBI's taxonomy places the organism in Eukaryota, Fungi, Mucoromycota, Mucoromycetes, Mucorales, Rhizopodaceae. Gene Ontology annotation, molecular function: acetyl-CoA transmembrane transporter activity. The record is from RefSeq and is a predicted model, not a curated record. The transcript is spliced from 6 exons. Gene Ontology annotation, cellular component: membrane. The coding region runs from base 1 to 1581 and encodes 526 amino acids.
AUGGAUCAUCAAAACACCACGACCACUUUACGGUCUACUAAGAAACCGUUGGCCGAAGACGAAAAGGAAGAGCUUGAGUUGGAAUCAUUUACGGAUAAAAAGGACACACUUUUAGACCAAGAACAACAACAAGAAGUACUCGCAAAGAAGGAUUAUGGCAACUUCACUUUACUAGUUAUCUUGUAUUUAUUGCAAGGUGUUCCUGUUGGACUCUGUUUUGGAUCAAUUCCAUUCCUAUUAAAGGCCAAGUUAUCUUAUUCACAAAUCGCAAUCUUUUCUUUAUCGUCCUGGCCAUACUCACUCAAGUUGCUUUGGUCACCUAUUGUCGAUGCUGUCUAUUCACACAAUUUGGGACGUCGAAAGUCAUGGAUUAUACCUAUCCAGAUCCUCACUGGUAUUUUAUUUUAUAUACUCGGCAACAACAUAGACGCCAUGAUGAGCAAUGAACACGUCCCUAUUCACAUUUUGACAUACUCCUUUUUGGCCACCAUCUUUUUUUGUGCUACCCAGGAUAUAGCCGUUGAUGGUUGGGCAUUAACUUUACUCAGUAAAGAAAGUUUAUCGUAUGCAUCUACAGCACAGACCAUUGGAUUGAACUGUGGAUACUUUUUAUCUUUUACUGUCUUCUUGUCAUUCAAUUCAGCUGAAUUCAGUAACAAGUACCUGAGAUCAAUCCCAAAGGAAUAUGGCGUGUUGGGAUUAGGUGACUAUAUGAGAUUUUGGGCAGUGAUAUACAUGUUAGUGACAGCUUAUCUCGUGAUCUACAAGAAAGAGACCGAUGUAAAGGAUGAAGAGGCUCAAUUAGGUAUCCGUGGAGUCUAUGCAACCAUUUGGAAGAUUUGUAAAUUACCACAUAUGCGAUCAUAUAUUGUUGUUUUGUUGAUCGCCAAGAUUGGCUUUAUUUGUCAUGAGGCUGUUACUUCAUUGAAGCUAUUGGAAAAAGGGUUUUCACGUGAGGAUCUGGCUCUCUCUGUCCUGCUUGAUUUCCCAUUGCAAAUCUUUUUUGGUUAUUAUGCUGCGAAAUGGUCAAAUGGACCGAGACCAUUGAAGCCAUGGCUCUAUGCAUUUUAUGGUCGAUUGGCCUGUUCUGCCUUGGGUAUGUUGACAGUGGCAUACUAUCCACAAGGUAGACCCGUUGGCAUGGUCUACUUUGGUAUCAUCAUGGCAUCAACUGUCCUAAGUUCUUUUAUGUCUACAGUACAAUUUGUGAGCAUAUCAGCAUUCAUGACAAGCAUAGCUGAUCCAUUGAUUGGUGGAACUUAUAUGACGCUCUUGAAUACCUUUAGUAACUUUGGUGGAACAUGGCCCAAGUUCUUUGUGCUUGAAGCUGUUGAUUAUUUUACGGUCAAUACGUGUUCUAUACCCACUGAAAGCGGUGAAUACGUAUCUUGUGUUGAGGAAUCAGGAAAAGAAUGGUGCAAGGAAGCAGGAGGAAGCUGUAUUAUACACAAGGAUGGAUAUUACGUCGUGGGCACUCUCUGUGUCCUCUUGGGCGUAUUCUGUUUGAUGUUUUAUAUAAAGCCUGUCAUCAAGAAAUUAGAGAAAUAUCCCAAGAGUAUGUGGAGACUAGGCUCAGCAUAA